Messenger RNA from Gekko japonicus, 324 nucleotides. Its product is annotated as vasodilator-stimulated phosphoprotein-like. The record is from RefSeq and is a predicted model, not a curated record. The annotation marks the transcript as partial. The transcript has 5 exons. NCBI's taxonomy places the organism in Eukaryota, Metazoa, Chordata, Lepidosauria, Squamata, Gekkonidae.
GAGGAAGGACCAAAGGCCGCGCCCAGCGCUGCAGCCCCUCCCGGCGGGCCUGGCGGGGGAGGGCUCAUGGAAGAAAUGAGUGCCAUGUUGGCCCGGCGGAGGAAAGUUACAGAGCAGGGUGAGAAAUCCAUUCCAAAGAAAGAGGAAGGCCCUGCGCAGGAGGACACGGAAGCUGCAGGUGCCAAGACCACAGACACCUUCCGGAGGCCUUGGGAGAAGACCAGCACGACGCUGCCCAGGAUGAAAUCUGCCGGAGCGCUCACCGGCCCGGAACCCACGAGCGGCGGUGCAGGGGACGAAUCCGAGCUGGAACGGGUGAAACAG